This is a messenger RNA of Acipenser ruthenus (sterlet), 1086 nucleotides long. RefSeq lists its product as uncharacterized. The record is from RefSeq and is a predicted model, not a curated record. Bases 1 to 777 code for a protein of 258 amino acids. The transcript is spliced from 3 exons. Lineage: Eukaryota; Metazoa; Chordata; Actinopteri; Acipenseriformes; Acipenseridae.
AUGCCUCACAACUGGAAGUGUAGAGGUGGAUCUGAGAGUGACACUUUCAAUGGAAGUAUAGAUUUUAGAUGUCCUUUUGCAGACCAUGGGGAUCAUCGUAGAUUGAGCUCAGAAAGACAGAAAUUAAAAAUUAAAGAGAGAAUGAUGAAAACAACUCCAGUAAUUGUUGAGGGAGAAAGCCACACCAAUCUGCCCAUCUCUCUGUCUGAAGACAGAUCCAUGAAACCCUGCAUAUCUAUUAGAAGGAAGAAGAACCAACCUCAGAUUAAAGUACCACUCCAGUCUGUCAAUAAUCCCUCGUCCUCAAUUACUCUUCACACCACAGAGCUGAAUUCAGAAGGGAAAAAAAAGUCAAAUUCUCAACAAGACAAUACAAUACAAGAUGAACAGAAAAGCAAAGGAGUACAUGAAUUGGGAAGAACCGAUGCUGGUGUUGUGGAGAAUGAUACAUCAUUGACUGACGAAGGUGAAUUUAGCAAAGGACUGAAGGUGGACACAGUUAGUCAAUGUAGUAUCACAGAUGAUGAACAGCCAAAUUGGAUUCAUACACAGUAUGUGGAAUCAACUGCGAUUGCAGAAACAGGUGAUGGAAUUCAGGAGAAAUUUGACAGUGCAUCAAUGCAUAUAUUCGACAACUGGGAAAGCCUAACAUUAUCAGGAUCACUGAUUGAAAUUGAAACACAAGCCGGUCGACAAUUUGAUUUUGAGUCAGGGGCAGAUGGCUGCUUUACUAUAAAUUCUUCUGAAGUUGCUGAACUCAGCAUUGGGGACAAGUAAGAUUUUGCUUUGUUGCAUAAUAAUGAAAUGGUAUAUUUAAAAUAUGUAUUAGUACAGCAUUCAUGAAAUCAUAUUAAUAAGAUUCUACUUGUGCAAAUGCAUGUGAGCCUCCUGAAUGAAUGUAAACAUUGUCUGUAUUUAGAUCUGCUGCAAUGUAGAUGAAUUAUGUCAACCCCUGUUUAAAUGAAAUGGAAAGCCAUAGUCUCAAAAAUAUAGGUUGAAGGACUCUCUGCUAAGUCUGUUUAUUAGGCUUGUGGUGUAUCCCCAAAAGUCUAUACAACUUUCUCUGUUUUUUAAUGCAUUUAUAUG